Messenger RNA from Humulus lupulus (European hop), 489 nucleotides. RefSeq lists its product as uncharacterized. The record is from RefSeq and is a predicted model, not a curated record. The coding region runs from base 1 to 489 and encodes 162 amino acids. The transcript has a single exon. NCBI's taxonomy places the organism in Eukaryota, Viridiplantae, Streptophyta, Magnoliopsida, Rosales, Cannabaceae.
AUGAGGGGGAAAUUCAGCUGUGAUGAGAUUAAAGCUACUGGUACAUCAGGAAAGUUUCAAACAUCUAAACUGUACAACAGUACCCUUUGCCAACAACAGGUUGGCUAUCAUCAAGUUGUUUGGUGUAGGUUGUCUAUCCCUAAGCACAGAUUUCUGUUAUGGCAAGCUGUUAACUCUCAGCUGCUUACCCGUGACAAUAUGCUCAGGUUUUGUGUGCCAAUUGAAUCACUUAUGUGUCCUAUUUGUGGAAGCUUUGCUGAGAGUCACUCCCAUCUGUUCUUUGACUGCUAUCUCUCCAAACAGGUUAUGGAGCUUAUCUUUGAUUGGAUGGCUUUUAAAGCUUGGCCUACUGAGUUUGCUGGUUGGAAGGUUUGGCUUACUAGCAGAAAACCUGGUAUCUUAUUUUCUAUCACAAACAUGAUAUUGGCAGCUGCUGUCUAUGACAUAUGGAGGAACCGAAACAGAUGUAUUUUUGACAGAUUUUCUUAG